UCCCACAACAGCAACAACAACAGGAUCCCAAUAUAUUAUUUAUAUUUAAUUGUAAUAAUAUUAAAAUUGGUACCAACAGUUAUAUAAUAAAAGAUGAUGAAAUUCAAUUUUAUAUGGACCAUUUAAAAAUACAGGUAAUUAAAAGGAAUAGUUUAGAGACAACAACUUUUCAAAUUUAUUAUAAAAAAAUCGAAUCACUCCAAGUAAAACUAGAGAAUAACGACUAUAGUUUAUCAAUUAAGGUACUAUCUUUUAUCGGACCAAAUUUAAAGAGGGUCUUGAAUGAAGUGAUUCAGUUUAACUCAAUACAAGGAAAUUUUUCAGAAACAUUCGAAGAAUCAUUCAAGCUCGUUGGUAUUUUACAAUUAUGUACAUUUGUUAAAAAUGGUCAAAAAAAAUCGUAUCAAACCGAUGAUAUUGAAGAUAUCCCCGAAGAAGAAUUCAAACCUGUACCAUUAAAAAGAAGCAAUAGUGGUGGUAAUAGUAGCAUAGGUAAAAAUAUUGGCACAGAUAAAAAGAUUAAUAAUAGAGGUAGCAAUAUUAGUAAUAAUAUCAAUUUGAAUAAUUUAUUAAAACAAAAAUUAAAUGAAGUUUCGAAUAAUACAACCACUACAACUACCACCACAACUAUAACAAAUUAUAGCUGUGAUUUUAUAAAUGACUCAAUAGAAAAUACACAGCCAUCACAAAAUAGAAAUAAAGUAGACAAUUUAUUUUCAAGCAAUAAAGAUUCAAUUCAAAAUACACCAAUCUCUCAAACAAAUAAUAAUACUAUUUUUGAUGAUAUAGUAUCAACCCAGUUUUCACAGCAACAGCAACAACAAAACCGACUUUAUAAAAACCCUCAACACAAUACAGAAUCAGAAGAAAUUAUUGAAAUUAAUGAUGAAGAUUUUCAAAAAGAAUCCAAUAUAUGGAAUCAAUAUAACAAAAAUACUUCAGUUCCUAUAUCAAAAAAUUUUGAACAUUUAUUUUUGCAUCCUAAAUUUAAGAGCAAUAUUAACAAACCAAACAAUAAUAUAAACUCAAUUUAUAAUAAUAAUUUACCAAAAAAUGUCCAAACUGGUUUUAAAGAUUAUAACAGUAAUAGGUUAUACCAAUAGUACCUACAAUUCAAGAUUUAAAAGAUCUAAAAAAAAAGAACUAUUAUAACAAACAAAAAAAAUUAUAUUCAAAAUCAAGAAAGAAGAAGAUGAAGAAAAUCCUUUAUGAUUCCAGCGGAACAUAUUUUUUACAGCCAUGAUUCAGCCAUCAAUGACUCUAUUAGAGGUUAUGGAUAUAAUGAUAUAGACUUUGAGAACGAAAAUAAAAUAUCAAGUAUAAAUGGGUGGUAAUAAAAAUAAAAAUAAACCUUUGUAAAUAUUU
Messenger RNA from Dictyostelium purpureum, 1365 nucleotides. RefSeq lists its product as uncharacterized. Bases 114 to 1103 code for a protein of 329 amino acids. Lineage: Eukaryota; Evosea; Eumycetozoa; Dictyosteliales; Dictyosteliaceae. The record is from RefSeq and is a predicted model, not a curated record. The transcript is spliced from 3 exons.